ACAGUUGCAAAGUAGCACAGGGUGACUCAUGUGUGAAGCAAGGCUUGUUUCAGAAGGGCUCAACAAGGAGCAAAGAGCAAAAGCAAUCCACAGUGAACGCAACACUCCUAGCAAACAGGCAGACAGGCUCUGCUAUUUAAGUUGACCUUCAUGAGCUGCCCGCUUGCUGUAAAAGGAGAGCCAGCGAAGGUAGUGCUUUAAGAGCCCCUACAGGAGUGUGAACAGCCCUGCUUCAGCAGCAAAGCCUCUGGUCCACAUCUUGGGAAGAAUAUGGCCACUUCUUGGGACGCUGUCUUUUUCAUGCUGAUGAUAGCCUGUGUUAGCAGCACUGUCUUCUACAGAGAACAGCAGACAUGGUUCGAGGGUGUCUUCUUGUCUUCCAUGUGCCCCGUUAAUGUCAGUGCCAGCACCUUUUAUGGGAUUAUGUUUGAUGCAGGCAGCACUGGAACUCGAAUUCAUGUUUACACUUUUGUGCAGAAAACAGCAGGACAGCUUCCCUUUCUGGAAGGAGAGAUUUUUGAGUCUGUGAAGCCAGGACUUUCUGCUUUUGCAGAUCAACCCAAGCAGGGUGCUGAGACUGUUCAAGAACUCUUAGAUUUGGCCAAAGACUCAAUCCCCAAAAGUCAUUGGAAAAGGACCCCAGUGGUUCUGAAAGCAACGGCUGGACUGCGUUUACUGCCAGAACAGAAAGCCCAAGCUCUGCUCUUCGAGGUAGAGGAGCUCUUCAAGAAGUCGCCUUUCCUGGUCCCAGAUGACAGCGUCACCAUCAUGGAUGGGUCUGAUGAAGGCAUAUUAGCUUGGGUUACUGUGAACUUUCUAACAGGUCAACUGCAUGACCAUGGCCAGGAGACUGUGGGGAUCCUUGACCUGGGGGGUGCCUCCACCCAAAUCACGUUUCUACCCCAGUUUGCGAAAACCCUGGAACAAACGCCUAGGGACUACCUCACUUCCUUUGAGAUGUUUAACAGCACUUUUAAGCUCUAUACACAUAGUUACCUGGGAUUUGGAUUGAAAGCUGCAAGACUGGCAACGCUGGGAGCCCUGGAAACAAAAGGAACUGAGGGACAUACAUUUCGAAGUGCCUGUUUACCAAGAUGGUUGGAAGCAGAGUGGAUCUUUGGGGGUGUGAAAUAUCAGUAUGGUGGCAACCAAGAAGGGGAGAUGGGCUUUGAGCCCUGCUAUGCAGAAGUGCUGAGGGUAGUGCGAGGAAAACUUCACCAGGCGGAAGAGAUUCGGGGAAGCUCCUUUUACGCUUUCUCCUACUACUAUGAUCGAGCUGCCGAUACACACUUGAUUGAUUAUGAAAAGGGUGGUGUUUUAAAAGUUGAAGAUUUUGAAAGAAAAGCCAGGGAAGUGUGUGAUAACUUGGAGAGCUUCACCUCAGGCAGUCCUUUCCUAUGCAUGGAUCUCAGUUACAUCACAGCUUUAUUAAAAGACGGCUUUGGCUUUGCAGAUGAUACCCUCUUAAAGCUCACAAAGAAAGUGAACAACAUAGAGACGGGCUGGGCCCUGGGGGCCACCUUUCACCUGCUGCAGUCCCUGGGCAUCUCCAGCUGAGGCUGCCGUGUCCUCUGAAGCCUGCAUUUCUCAAAAACUUGGUUUUACAAGAAGGAGAGGACUCAGGCAUUUUCUGAACAAUUCUGGGGAAAGCCUGGACUGAAACCCAUUAACUGGCUUUAUUGGGAGGGAAGGGGUUUUAUAGAUGAGUCUUGCCCUUGAGCCUCGUGAUUUGGGCUUAAUUAAUUUUGCACAUCUACUGUGAACAGCUCCCUAACCACUUGGCAGGUGCAAAGCUGGCACCAGAGUGUAAAUCUUUUGAGAUUCUUUGUAUGUCAGUCCUGUGAAGAAACAAGAAUAGACUUGGAACUCCAUGUUAGAUUGAGAGUUCAGAGACAAGUCCCUGGGAACCAAAGAAAAAUCUCAUUUCAACCCUUGGAGUGCCUCAUUCCUUUGAAUGUUUCAGUUUUUUGCUUAUAAGCUAAAUUAAGCUGACUUACUGAAGUCCCAUAACCUAUUAAUACUGAUAUUUUUUCUUCUUCCUACCCUUAUACAUUCCCUACCCUAAAACCCAAGGUGAGAACUAUGUGGCUUUGCAUUUCCAUUUGUAAUUCAAAGAGAAGGGGAAAAGACACUAUAUUAGAAUUUGUGUGACCCUAUGGCACAAUUUAGAGCUUAGAGUGGCCCUGGGUGUUUUAUUUUUAGACUGAGGUCAUGUUACCUUGCUCUGGCUAGCCUGUGUAACCCAAAUUGCCUUGAAUUGUUAAUUCUCCUGCCUCUGCCUCCUGGGUCUUGGGUUACAGGUGAACCAUCAUGCUCAUGUCAUGUUAAAUCUCACAAGAUGAGCGUGCACCUCUUACUGUGCCGACUAGAGCUGUAGGAAGGAGGGCUGAUCCGUCCGUUGAGAGGGAUGGCUGUUGCAGACCGUGACUGCUGCUCGGUUACCACCUUCUUCUCAUGGCCCUAAACUUAGCAUCUUUCUGUUUCUUUGACAUACAGCUGCACCCUAGUUUUGGUCUGUGGUUAGAAGUUAGUGUGUGUGCUGUUUGAGUCUAACGAUGACCAACGCUUUCAGUUUGUCCUUUUGGGGGUUGAGGUGUGGAAAGUGCUGGAGAUUGAACCCAGGACUUCUUGCAUGUUAGGCACAAUGUGCUACCACUUUAUAGUAGUGCUUUCUUGCCUGGAUUCUUGCUGAUUUUAGCCAGAACUUUCUGAAUUUAUUGUCUCCUUCAGGAUUUUAUAUCCCCUUACCACCGAUACCCAACAUUUGAUUUGAUUGAUUCUUUCGGCCCCUGUCAGAACAAGGACUAACAUUUCUAGAGAACCGUGUGGUUUUCUCAGUCCACUCUGUUUUGAGGUUGAACACAGACCAUCAUGCAUGCUAGGCAUGGGUGCUCUACUACAUUAUAAAGUCAUUAUCUUAAUUUUUUUUGCCAGGCAAUGGCGGCGCACACCUUUAAUUCUAGCACUUGGGGAGGCAAAAGCAGGUGAAUCUCUGAGUUCGAGGCCAGUCUGGUCUAUAGAGCAAAUUCCAAGACAGCCAGGGCUACACAGAGAAACCCUGUCUUAAAGGGAGAAAAAAAAAGUGCUGUCAUUUCUUGUGUGACUGUCAUUGGCUUGCCUCCUACUCGGUUCUGGGUUUGAAACAUUGAUAUUGCUCAGCAGCUGUCAUAGCAUUUCCCCUUCCUCUUCUCUUUUAGAGUUUUCAGCUCCCCUAACUUCCUUCCACUCUUCAUAAAGGAUAUGACUAUGCCUGUCUCCAUGGCAGUCCCCAGGGAACCUUCUUUCUGAAGCCAUUACAUUGAGUCAAUAAGUAUUACCAUCUGCUGUGUAUAAAUAGUAGGCAAAUUUGUAUAUUACUCCCAAUUUUAGGGGUUUGUUUUGAUUAAAUGUGGAAUUUCUUCAGACUUUGAUACUAAGAGUAUGUGUCUUGAGAGUAUGUGUCUUGAGACUAGGUUUCAGUGUUGCUUAAGUCAGCCAUGAACUUCUUGGACACAAGUGAUCCUUUCACCUUGGACUCCUGAGUAGCGAGACUAUAGGAAGGCAUGCUGAGCCUGGCUCAAACUUCCAUUACUAAGUUCACUUUCACUUAUUGCCUUCUUCAAAAAUAAUGCUCCCCAGGCAGUGGUGGCUCAUGCCUUUAAUCUCAACACUUGGGAGGCAGAGGCAAGCAAAUCUCUGAGUUCAAGGCCAGCCUGGUCUCCAGAGCAAGUUCUGGGACAGCCAGGACUACACAGAGAAACCCUGUCUCAAAAGAAAGAACAAAUAACAAACCCCAUAAUGCUCAUACAUAAUGAAAUAGAUUUUCUACACUGGCAAUAGCCUGAAGGUAAAAUCCAGUUUCCUAUGGAAUGCAUACUCAGUGUCUCUCUUCUGUUAAGUGUUUGCCUUUCCACUUAGGAUGUCACUGUUUACAGCUUCACUAGCUGAGAGCUACCUCCUUCCCUUCGGUCAUCUUCUGCUUUCUCCUAGUCCAAAACCUUUCAGACUCUUUGAAGAUAACUACAUUUUUAUGACUUUUAAAAAACACGGCAUAUUUUCUAGACUUAAAAGUAUUAGACCAGUCACAGUCCACUAAGUGCUGGUACAGUUGAGAGAAGCCAAUCUGCUUCCCCGAGAGCAAACUCUACAGCAGGCUUUAUAGCACAGGCCUGUAAUCCUAGCUACCUUGGAGCUGAGGCAGGAGGAUUACAAGUCAUAGGCUUUCUAUGUAGCCAGUUUGAGGCCACUGGGCAACUCAAUAAGACCGUCAAGAAGUUUUAAAAGGGAGAGGGGUUAGAAGAUUUCAGAGGGGCUGGAGAAUGGCUCAGAGGUUAAGAGCACUGACUGCUCUUCCAGAGGUCCUGAGUUCAAUUCCCAGCAACCACAUGGUGGCUCACAACCAUCUGUAAUGAGAUCUGGUGCCCUCUUCUGGAAUGCAGGCAUACAUGCAGGCAGAACACUGCAUACAUAGAUUUAAAAAGAUUUCAGUGGCAAAGCAUAUUUAGCAUAUCAGGUCCUAGAUUCAAGCCCAGCACUAAAUAAACGAAGUGAACAGCUCCAGCUGACAAGUGAGUUCCUCCUCGUUGUACCACAGGUGGCUCCUGAAGCCUCAGAACAGGCACCCUAGCUGUGUACUGUCCCAUAGACACCUUCGGUUACCUUGGAAACUGCCAGAACUCUUAAAUAGAUGGACUCUCACCUCAGAAAUUUAUCUGCAUACAUCCAUCUUGACCAGAGAGCCUGUAGAUUUACCUAUCCUUUUAAAUACAAUUUGGAGUCUUAAAUUUUCUUAGGGG
Molecule: messenger RNA, 4775 nt
Organism: Myodes glareolus (Bank vole)
Lineage: Eukaryota; Metazoa; Chordata; Mammalia; Rodentia; Cricetidae
Gene: Entpd5
Product: ectonucleoside triphosphate diphosphohydrolase 5
Molecular function (GO): hydrolase activity
Source: RefSeq, a predicted model, not a curated record